Danio rerio (zebrafish) is the source of this 1086-nucleotide messenger RNA. NCBI's taxonomy places the organism in Eukaryota, Metazoa, Chordata, Actinopteri, Cypriniformes, Danionidae. The record is from RefSeq and is a predicted model, not a curated record.
GUACUUGAUGAAAAAAGUUUGAGAACCACUGCUCUAGAUGAUGCUGUUCAUUUAGCCACAUUUUAUGACACUCACAACAAGAUCCCUGUGUACUCGGCCUAUGUGUUUGAAGGGCUAAUGGACUGCACAAGAAAAAACAGCUGGUACAUUAAACCUCAGCUUGAUGAUGAUAAUAAUGCAGAAGAAAACAUGGAAUUUGAAACAUUUGUGGAUAUAGGGGAACUUGGAGAAAAUCAAGCUCUCAAUAAAGACUAUUAUAGAUCUGGCUUUGACAGAGGUCAUCUGGCUCCAGUUUACCAUGCAAACUCUCAGGAGUGUGCAGACGCCACCUUCACUCCCACCAAUGCUGCUCCACAAAACCACUCUUUCAACCGAGUUGAAUGGAGGUAACUAGAAAAAAGAAUUGCAAAUGAUCUGAGCAUAACCUGUGCAGAAUACAAUGUUCACAUUGUGACAGGGGUGGUACCAGGUAAUAACCAAACAAUCAACAACAGAGUGAAUGUGCCUAGUCAUUUCUGGACUGCAUACUGUUGCUUAGACCAAAAUAAUAGGUCUGCACACUCUGGGGGAGCCAUUGGAAUCAAUGACAAUAAUGGAUAUAUUACUCCAAUAAUGACUGUGGCUGAGUUAGAGACAGAUUUGGAGCAGUUGUAUGGAACAGCCUUUACAUUGUUUCAGAAUGGGCCAAUAAUAAGGCAGUUCUUUGCUUAUAUGAGUGAUUAAACUGUAAACAUUUCAUGAAAUCUUUAAGUAGGAUUUCAUGAAGCUCAUCAUAUUUUCUAAUAUUACUGUACUGUAAUUAAACUGAUAAAACCUUACAUUUUUUAACACUUGUAAUGUUGCAGUUCUUGAGUUCAUGAGUUUUAUGGCUGAUUAAGAAACAGAUCUGGGAAAACAGUAAACCAGCAUUUAAUUGUUUAUGUUUUAUCAUCAUUUUGUUUAAAGACUGGAAAUAUUUUUAGGGUGAUGUUAUGUUGUAUUUCAUAAUCAAUGGCAAUGAUAAUUAUGUGACAAUGAUAAUGAAUGUGCUGAUGAUCUCAACUGUAGAACUAUUAACCUCUAAUAAAAAAUCAUUUAUGCUCCAAA